AUGAUACAAAGAUUAAUUCAUGUCUCUUUAAAUUUAAAAGUAUGUAGUAAACAUAAUCAUUUACUGUUUAGGAUUCCUAUUCUUAGGCAGUCAGUCCACCAUUGUGGAUUCAGGUUAUAUUCUAGUCAUAAAGUUUCAGCGUUACGAAAUUAUUAUGAAAGAACUUUUAUAAGUAGUAACAGAAUAAAGUUCAUAUGGUCAAGAUUUUAUAGCAGCCAGGUUAAUACCCAAAAAAACGACAGUCAAACAGACAGUCUUAAUUCGAAGACUACAAAAAAGAUAGAUUUGAAGUCGAAAACUUCUGAAUUUAAACGCUUAUUUUCUUUGGCAGCGCCUGAAAAAUGGACUCUCACCGGUGCUAUCGGGUUUUUAAUUGUCUCGUCAAGUGUGACUAUAGCAGUACCAUUCUCAUUGGGCAAAGUUUUAGACAUAAUUUAUAGUAGUACAAAUGACUUGGGAGCUACUCGAGAAAAAUUGGAUUCAUUAUGCUUGAUGCUAUGUGGAGUGUUUCUUAUAGGUGGUUUAUGUAAUUUUGGGAGGGUGUACUUAAUGUCUAUAUCAGGACAAAGGAUGACCCAAGCACUCCGUAAACAAGCGUACACAGCAAUUAUGCGGCAAGAGCCAGCUUGGUUCAACAGGACAUCCACUGGGGAGCUAGUUAACCGCCUGUCAGCUGACACUCAACUCGUUGGACGUAACCUUAGUCAAAAUGUUAGCGACGGGCUUCGUUCGUUGUUGAUGAUUGUUGCUGGUUCGGGAAUGAUGUUCUAUAUGUCGCCGUCGUUAGCGAUGAUUGGAUUAUGCGUAGUACCCCCUGUUUCGAUGUUGGCCGUCAUAUACGGGCGGUUCGUUCGCGGCAUCACAAGACAGCUGCAGACGACUUUAGCUGAAACAAGUGAGUUAGCUGAAGAAAAAAUUUCAAACAUUAAAACUGUAAAAGCUUUUAGUAAAGAGGAGAAAGAAUGUGAAUCAUAUGCACAACGAAUAGAAAAAGUACUGAAAUUGGCAUACAAAGAAUCCCUAGCUGUGGGCAGCUUCUACGGAAUGACAGGGCUUGCGGGAAACACAAUAAUAAUACUGGUGCUUUAUUAUGGAGGCAGUAUGGUCGCUACAGAAGUUUUGACCGUGGGGAACCUUACUUCCUUCCUUCUCUACGCAGCCUAUGUUGGCAUAAGCAUAGGAGGCUUGAGCGGCUUCUAUACAGAGCUAAACAAAGGCCUGGGAGCAGCCACGAGACUGUGGGAGAUAAUGGAUAGGAAACCUUUAAUUCCUGUGACAGGUGGUUUAAGGCCAGCUGUAAGUCCGAAGGGUGAGAUAUGUCUAGAAAAUGUAAGUUUUUCGUACCAAGGAGCGCCUUUAAUCAAUGGAAUGAAUAUGCAUCUGACGCCGGGUAAAAAUAUCGCGUUAGUUGGACGGUCAGGUUGCGGCAAAAGUACGAUAGCAUCGCUUAUAUUGAGGCUAUAUGAUCCAGACGACGGAAGGAUACUGUUAGACGGUGUUGAUAUAAGGGAAUUGGAUCCAGUGUGGUUAAGGAGCCAUAUUGGUUUCGUCAGUCAGGAACCUGUACUUUUUAGUGGAUCAAUCAAAGAAAAUAUAUUGUAUGGAGCAAUAGGCGACGGCGAAGAGAUGGUUGAAAAUAAUGGUAAACUGGAGCCGGCGUGGCUGGUGGCGGCGCGAACCGCGCAACUGCAGGAAGUAGUCGGCGCGCAGGGCUGGCGGCGCGACGUGGGCGCGGGCGGCUCGCAGCUCAGCGGCGGACAGAAGCAGCGCGUGGCCAUCGCACGGGCUAUCGUCAAGAAUCCCAAAAUUCUCAUACUCGACGAAGCUACCUCAGCCUUAGACGCUUAUUCUGAAUACUUAGUAGAUAAGGCGCUCAAGGAUAUAAGUAAGGAUCGAACUGUUCUUACCAUAGCACAUCGACUGAGCACCAUACAGUCUGCAGACGAAGUCGCCGUCAUCGACAAUGGACAUAUAGUAGAGAGAGGGACUUACAGAGAUUUGAUGUCGAUAGAAAAUGGCAUUUUCAAAGAAUUAAUAACUCAUCAAACUUUCGCUUUGAAACCCAGAGAGAAACGUGAAGUUCAAAAACAAUGA
Messenger RNA from Parnassius mnemosyne (clouded apollo), 2094 nucleotides. The record is from the annotation of a GenBank genome assembly. NCBI's taxonomy places the organism in Eukaryota, Metazoa, Arthropoda, Insecta, Lepidoptera, Papilionidae.